GCCUCCUGUCAGAGGCAGCCAUUGUUCAGCGGGUUGCACUGGCUGUGCCGGGGCUGGGCUGGUCCUACCCGGCUCUCCAAGUCCCUACCCCUCCUUAAAGCUGGGAGACGGGGCCAGUCCCUGGCUCUGAGCACUCUGAGGUUCUCGGGUGCAGGCCGCCAUGAGCAAACGUAAGGCACCACAGGAAACGCUCAACGGGGGAAUCACCGACAUGCUCACAGAACUCGCAAACUUUGAGAAGAACGUGAACCAAGCUAUCCACAAGUACAAUGCUUACAGAAAAGCAGCAUCUGUGAUAGCAAAGUACCCACAUAAAAUAAAGAGUGGAGCAGAAGCUAAGAAAUUGCCUGGAGUAGGAACAAAAAUUGCUGAAAAGAUUGAUGAAUUUUUAGCAACUGGAAAAUUGCGUAAACUGGAAAAGAUUCGGCAGGAUGAUACGAGUUCAUCCAUCAAUUUCCUAACUCGAGUUACUGGCAUUGGUCCGUCUGCUGCAAGGAAGUUUGUAGAUGAAGGAAUUAAAACAUUAGAAGAUCUCAGAAAAAAUGAAGAUAAAUUGAACCAUCAUCAGAGAAUUGGGCUGAAAUAUUUUGAGGACUUUGAGAAAAGAAUUCCUCGUGAAGAGAUGUUACAAAUGCAAGAUAUUGUACUAAAUGAAGUUAAAAAAGUGGAUUCUGAAUACAUUGCUACAGUCUGUGGCAGUUUCAGACGAGGUGCAGAGUCCAGCGGUGACAUGGAUGUUCUCCUGACCCAUCCAAGCUUUACCUCUGAGUCAACCAAACAGGUCAGCAGCGCUCUUGAUGUUGUUGAAGUCCAGAACCAGGGCUCCCAGAGGAGCGCAGAACCAGCUGAGCCCCAGCAAGACCACCACGGCCAUCCUUCAAUCGCCUGGUCUCCUAGGCCUUCUUCUCAGUACUCGCCUCUGAAGCUGGGCUGCUCUAAACCCACAACAGAGCUUUUGCCACAACGAAAACUUAGCAAGUUGCCUGUGACUGCUUUCUCCUGA
Molecule: messenger RNA, 1003 nt
Organism: Hipposideros armiger (great roundleaf bat)
Lineage: Eukaryota; Metazoa; Chordata; Mammalia; Chiroptera; Hipposideridae
Gene: POLB
Product: DNA polymerase beta
Exons: 11
Coding region: 161-1003 (280 amino acids)
Biological process (GO): double-strand break repair via nonhomologous end joining; base-excision repair
Cellular component (GO): nucleus
Molecular function (GO): DNA binding; DNA-directed DNA polymerase activity
Source: RefSeq, a predicted model, not a curated record